AACGACACGGGCUCCCCAGAAACGGCCGCGGCGCGUGCUCUAGAAAAGGAAGGCUGGAAAAGCGCCAGCAGCAAACGGAUCCAACCACUAUGAGCAAUAAAGGAGCGCGACAAUGAGGCAGAAUGACGCGUGACGGCGAGAUUCCAGCCAUCUUCAAUCCGAAACGGGUGCGAACUCCUUCCGUGGUGGUCACCGGCGACUCAUCCACGAAUGGCCCAUACAAUAAUAACAAUAGCGGCGGCGGCGGAGCGGGAGCCAGCAGUAGCAGCAGCACGGCAGUUGUGGUCGCACCAGGAUCGACUGCACCCAAUGGCAGUGGGACUGGAGCGACCGGCAGCUGCGGUUUCAGCAACGUGCUCACCUCAAGCAACCCGCAAAUAACCCACCAAGACUCGAUCUCAUCGAGCCAGCAGGAUCCCAAUGAGGUGAUCAUCAUACCGGCCGACACACCCACGAGUGCUCCCGGUAGCCACAAUGCAGCGCAUCACUUUGGCGGCGGUGACUCCAGCGACACGCAGACAGAGCAGCACCAGGCCAAUGGACAUGGAGAGGAGCCGGAACUACGUUUCAGGAAGCUGCAAGCGUGCAAGGAGUCGUGUUGCUCCGAGUUGGCCCGCAAGAUGUACUUUGGCGUGUGCGUGACCAUCCUGAUGACCGCCUCGUGGGUGGGGGCCACCCACUGCAUCAAAUACAUGUACAAGUACAGAGCUCCGUACGACGACGUGCUAAACGACGACCAGGACACGUCCUCAAGCCGCGCCGAGCUGAGCACAGAGCUGGAGGACAUACUGGCCAUCAGCGACUCAUCGCUGCAUCAUGUCGAGGACGCCACCGAGAUGUUCAACAUACCACCGCGCCAGCACGUCUAUUUCAGUGCCCCGUUCUUCGCCGCCUGGUUCUUCACCAACUUCUCGCUGCUCUUCUUUCCCAUCUACAUCCUGGGAUUAGUCUCCACGCGCAAAUGCGAGAAGCUGAGCGACAUCCUUGGCGACGUGGUGCGGGGAUUCCGGGAACGCGGCUUCACAGUGGGUCGCUUCCUCAACCGCUGCCUCUGCUUCUGCAUUUUGUGGCUGGUCACCACCUAUCUGUAUACGCUCUCCCUGCACGUGCUUUAUGCCACGGAUGCCCUGGCUCUGUUUGCCACCAAUGUGGCCUGCGUCUAUCUGCUCUCCUGGGUGAUCCUGCACGAGCAGUUUGUGGGCGUGAGAAUCGUGGCCAUUAUCCUCUGCGACACAGGAAUCGCACUGCUCGCCUAUAUGGACGGGAUCACAGAGAGCCGCACCCUAAGCGGCGUUGUCCUGGCCACGCUUGCCGGCGCCGGUUAUGCUGUCUUUAGGGUUAUGUUCCGCAAGGUGAUGGGCGAUCCACCGGUGAGCCAAAUCGCCUUCAUAUUCACCGCCCUGGGCUUUCUCAAUGCCCUGCUGCUAUGGCCCGUGGUGCUGGGACUCUACCUGACUGGCACGGAAAGCCUGACAUCGGAGAGCAUACCCUGGAACCUGCUGUUCGCGGCGAGCCUCCUGCUCCUGGUUUUCCACGUUCUGAUGCAGUUCAGCGCCGCCGUAACGUACAACAUGUUUGUGACAUUGGGUCUGAUUACCGCUGUGCCCGUUUCUGGUGCCCUCGAUGUCAUACUGUACAGUGCUAAUUUUGCGGGCAUGAAGCUGGCCGGAGUGAUUCUAAUCGGCAUCGGAUUUUUCCUCGUUAUGUUCCCUGAAAACUGGCCAGACUAUAUAACGCGAUUGUUGCGAAAGAGCGUUCGUGCCAUACUCCGUUACCAAUGUUGUUGUGAAUUAGCCGAAAUUCGCUAUGCUCAUUCGAAGCAUCAUAAUGCUGGGUCACAAUGCGAGAUGGGGUCGCGGCCCUCGGAGCGGUACUUCAACAGGUCAGCAUCCCACCAUUAUCGACUAUCGGACGGGAUACAUAAGGUCCCAUCUUCGUUCACCCUCUGGCCGUGUGAGAUGACUGAUCUGUCGCCGACCACCACUGGGUUUCUGCAUGGCCACGGCAGCGCCAACGCACAGCAUCACCAGCAACUUUUACACCACCAACAGCAGCAGCACCUCCAGCAACAGUUCCACCACCGGCAGCACUCGCUCCACCAGCAGCACCUGCAGCGCCAGCACUCGCACACCUCGCUCACCAAGAUCCAUCGCCAGAGCAGCAGUCACAGUGUCCACGGUGGCGCUGGACGAGCGGUGGCUGCCGGCGGGACCACCGGACGCCUCUUCUCCUACUUUGGGAACGAGCAUGAGCACGAGCACGAGCGGAAGAAGUCGGAGACGUCGUUCUUCAACCUGGGCUUCCGCCGGAAGUCCACCGUGGUUUACUACGCCCCAACCGAUUGAGCGGGGACUCCUUGCUCAGGCAUAUCAGGCGUGUAGCCACUUAAGCAAGAGAAUACAAUCAGGCAGAUUUAAGGACUUAAGUCGGAUCCGCUCUUAGUUUGUGUUUGUGUGUGUGUCAUUAUAUCAUAGUUAAUGUCGUCGUUGUUGUUGAUGUAAAAGUUAAAUCGGAACACAUGCAGUUACAAUUUUGCUCAAAUAUGAAAAACACAUUUAAAUGCUACAGUUACAGAUACAGAUACAGAUACGGAUGCAGAUGCAGAUGCAAGUACAGAUACACACCUGCACGGGGACUAGAGUCUCCAUCAGCGCCGGUCAGCAGAGUCCGCGACCCGCAUGCCCGUUGCCCAUGCCUCGCCUUGAAUCUUAGUCUCAAUUCCAGGACAAAGAAACCCAGAAAGGAGCCCUCAAAACGAGCUCAAAAGUGCCCCGAAAGUUAACUAUAUACGGUUAUAAUUUAAUACUCAUAAUUAUUAUGAAAUUGUAUAAGGAAUCGAAGCCAAUUGUUUUUAGCAAUUAUAUACAUACAUUAAAUAUUACGGAAAUGAUAAUAGUCAAAUAUUUUAAAAUGGAUUCACUCAAUGGCACACCUUAAGAAGAUAAAAAAAACGAUAACGAUAGCGACGGAAACGAACAAAGAAAUCCAACUUAUUUAAGGCAAAUAGUUGAUAGACAUCACAAAUAAAGAUCUAACUUCACCCCACAAAGAAACCCA
Messenger RNA from Drosophila serrata, 3057 nucleotides. Its product is annotated as solute carrier family 35 member F3. NCBI's taxonomy places the organism in Eukaryota, Metazoa, Arthropoda, Insecta, Diptera, Drosophilidae. The record is from RefSeq and is a predicted model, not a curated record.